AUGGUUAUGGACUAUUUGCCUUCGACUGUCGAUAUUUGCGCUGCGAGAACACAUGAAGUACUGCAUAUCGCACGCGCAGCAGUUUUUGGCAUCACGGACAUCCACCGGGUGGGGAUCAUACAUGGUGGCAUCACCGAGAGGAGUCUCGCUUUCAAGGACGAUCAGCUCGUGUUUGUCGACUUUGGCCGGGCCAGCGGUACACCACACUGGGAGGACGUUUCGGAGGAGAUAAACGACUCGGGGACAUGUCGGAUUGAGGUGACGCACCGAUCUGACUUGAGGACUUUGGCUUUGGUUUUGGUGUCACUUACAGGCGCAACGGUUCCAAGGCUGCCCAGGAAUCCUCUGGCAGAGCACCGCGUCAAGUUCCAGGACGAGGUAAACAACUUUGACAUUGAUGUACUGUUGGGCCAUCUUCCACUGUCGUUGAAUCCGUUGCGGGAUUUUAUCAUGUGCGCAUUCGCGCUUGGCAUCGAAGAAAAGCCGGAUUACAACCUUUUACAGCGGGCCUUUGACAGGACGUAG
Sporothrix brasiliensis 5110 is the source of this 525-nucleotide messenger RNA. RefSeq lists its product as uncharacterized. The transcript has a single exon. Bases 1 to 525 code for a protein of 174 amino acids. The record is from RefSeq and is a predicted model, not a curated record. NCBI's taxonomy places the organism in Eukaryota, Fungi, Ascomycota, Sordariomycetes, Ophiostomatales, Ophiostomataceae.